Sinocyclocheilus rhinocerous is the source of this 1005-nucleotide messenger RNA. Its product is annotated as voltage-dependent anion-selective channel protein 2-like. The transcript is spliced from 10 exons. Gene Ontology annotation, cellular component: mitochondrial outer membrane. Lineage: Eukaryota; Metazoa; Chordata; Actinopteri; Cypriniformes; Cyprinidae. Gene Ontology annotation, biological process: monoatomic anion transmembrane transport. Gene Ontology annotation, molecular function: voltage-gated monoatomic anion channel activity. Bases 97 to 975 code for a protein of 292 amino acids. The record is from RefSeq and is a predicted model, not a curated record.
UGCGCGGUUGACGCACCCCCGCCGCGUUCUCCUUCAGUCUGUCCUCUCGCGCUGCACAGAAGCUCCGUCGGGGACAUCGACACGGCAAACACGAUCAUGUCUGAGAAAGGACGCAGGCAGAAAGAGACGCAUGUGAAAGGAAGCAGUGAGAGCUGCCAUCACUGCAAGCCAAAGACAUGCGCAAACAUGGCUGUCCCUCCUGCAUACGCUGACCUCGGUAAAUCUGCCAAAGAUAUCUUCAGCAAAGCAUACAGCUUUGGAGCUGUUAAGUUGGACCUGAAGACCAAGUCUCAGAGUGGAGUUAUGGAGUUCUCCACCGGUGGCUCCAGUAACACAGACACCGGAAAGGCGGCUGGAAACCUGGAGACCAAGUACAAAGUGAAGGAUCUGGGCUUGACUUUGAACCAGAAGUGGAACACAGAUAAUGUUCUGACAAAUGAAGUGACACUGGAAGAUCAGCUGGCCAAAGGUCUGAAGCUGGGAUUGGACACUUCAUUUGUGCCCAACACUGGGAAGAAGAGCGCUAAGCUGAAGACCGGAUAUAAGCGUGAUUUCAUGAAUGUGGGCUGUGAUUUAGAUUUCGAUCUGGCCGGACCGACGAUUCACGCCGCAGCUGUUCUGGGUUAUGAAGGCUGGCUGGCUGGGUAUCAGAUGGCCUUCGACACGGCCAAGUCCAAACUGGCCCAGAACAACUUCGCUUUGGGCUACAAGGCAGGAGACUUCCAGCUACACACCAAUGUUAAUGAUGGCACAGAGUUCGGCGGCUCCAUCUAUCAGAAGGUGAACGGUCAGUUGGAGACGGCGGUGAAUCUGGCCUGGACCGCAGGCAGUAACAACACACGCUUUGGCAUCGCUGUCAAAUACCAGCUAGAUAAAGACUCCUCCAUCUCUGCCAAAGUCAACAACGCUAGUCUGGUUGGAGUAGGAUACACACAGAGCCUCCGGCCAGGUGAGCAAACACCUUCAUGUCAUUAAUAAUCAGACGUUCAUUCCUUAACUAGGUGU